Molecule: messenger RNA, 1132 nt
Organism: Magnolia sinica
Lineage: Eukaryota; Viridiplantae; Streptophyta; Magnoliopsida; Magnoliales; Magnoliaceae
Product: E3 ubiquitin-protein ligase AIRP2-like
Exons: 5
Coding region: 142-885 (247 amino acids)
Biological process (GO): protein ubiquitination
Molecular function (GO): ubiquitin protein ligase activity
Source: RefSeq, a predicted model, not a curated record
AAAUCAGUAGUGGAAGAAGAAGGAGGGAGAGAGAGAGAGAGAGAGAGGGUUUUGGAGGAUUAGGGUUUUGAAAUAUCUCUGGAUGAUUUUGUAGAUAGAGAUUGGAGGGAGAGAGAGAGAGAGAGAGAGAGAGAGGGAGAGAUGUAUUUGAAUCCGAUGAGAAGAUCUUUCAAGGAUUCGCUGAAAGUUCUGGAAGCCGAUAUACAGCAUGCGAAUACACUGGCAUCAGAUUUUCCAAGGGAAUAUGAUGGUGCCUGCCUUCAGAUGAGAAUGUCAUACAGUCCAGCUGCGCACCUGUUCCUUUUUCUUGUUCAAUGGACCGAUUGUCGCCUUGCUGGUUUCCUUGGACUUCUGAGAAUUCUGAUAUAUAAGGUUCACGUAGAUGGCACAACAACCAUGUCAGUCCAUGAAAGGAAAGCUAGUAUUGGAGAAUUCUAUGCUGUGAUUUUUCCCUCAUUGCUGCAACUUCAAAGCGGGAUCACAGAUAUGGAAGAUAAAAAACAAAAGGCAGUUUGCAUGGAAAGGUAUCGUAGAAGAGAUGAUGAAGAAAGGAGGCAAUAUUCGGAGGUGGAUGUUGAAAGAGAAGAAGAAUGUGGGAUUUGCAUGGAGAUGAACAGUAAGAUCGUGUUGCCCAAUUGCAGCCAUGCAAUGUGCAUGAAGUGCUAUCGAGAAUGGCACUCAAGAUCGCAGUCGUGCCCCUUCUGCCGCGACAGCCUCAAGAGGGUGAACUCAGGUGACCUCUGGAUCUUCACCGACAGCAGAGAGAUAGUUGACACAGCAACGCUGACAAGGGAGAACCUGAGGCGGCUCUUCAUGUACAUAGAUAAGCUGCCUGAUGUUAUCCCCGAUACUGUUUUCGACUCCUACGAUUCCCACGUUAAAUGAGCUCAGUCGAUUUGUAUAGCAGCCAUCAUGGACAGCGGACAAUCAAUCCGCCAAUAAUUCCUUUCUGUUCGGCCAACGAUGGAUGGCCAAAUUGAGCUUCUUCGAUUAAUUUAGAUUUCGAAGCGCUAAUUUCUCGUUCUGAAGCCGUCUUUGGCUAAUGAGUGCCAGAAUCCAUGGGACUAGGUAUGUAAAUUUGUAUUUAGGAUUAUGUAAAUGCGUUGUACAUAAUGAAAGGUUCUCUAUGUAA